AUGGCGUGUAUAUUUUUAAUAUUUAUGUCAUCUUCCACAGAUGUCCCGGCCUGUCAUGCACCGAAGCCAAUAGUAUUCGAGAUGCAGGAUGACGGCGAGUAUACCACUGCAACUGCCAAAUUCAACCAGUAUGAUACCACAACCGACACCCACAAAGUCACUCGGCACCGUGAACAAAAGCCCGGCAGAUACAUAGUCGCCGCGGUCAUCGGUGACCGACAAAAGCCAGGAGCAUUGAAGAAUCCGUCGAUCACGGUCGUCAAGCUCUGGAUCAAGCACAGAGAGUCAAAACACGGGGCUCAAAAUGGAGUGAUUGAUUUCAGAACAGUUCUGGUCUGGAGAAGCUUUGGACACCGUAAUCAUUGGCCAGCUCGGCGUCUCGGACGCUUGUUUGUGGUAAUGAGACCAGUCUUGGGGAGAGUCAGGGAUACAGGAACAUUUUUCAGAAGGUCGCAGUCAUCGACCGUUCCGUUCACCUUUACUACGGACAUCAAUCCCGAAUCGUUUCACACCGCUCAGCCAGACAGAUCGGGCACUAAUGAACCUUUGAAGCAGCCGCUUUUGCAAGUAUUACAGCUGCGCGGACGUCUUCCAUUGGUCGGUAAUGUAUUUGGGACAACAUUACGGAGUCACGGAUCGGAUCACGUCGGCCAUACAUGCCCUUCUGGUCCAAGUCCCCCUUGGUCUGUGUGGCAGAAUUGUGAAAUGCGUAACGCUAGGGCACGGUAUGCCUUGCUAUGUCCCGUGAUGGCUUCCCACCUCCUUACCGGCGGGAUGAAUGAUCGAGGAGUUUGUGCCCUUGGACUGGCAACUUUCCGUGACACAGCAGCGAAAAAAAUGAUUGGGUACCUAUCGCAAUCCCUCUUUGGAUGUGGUCUCCGUGGAAUAGCAAAACGGGAAGAAAAGAAGACCCAUAUUCGCUAUCGAGUCACAAUCCGCGCCCCCGAAAAAGAAGGCGGUAAUCCUCAUUAA
This is a messenger RNA of Suillus clintonianus, 972 nucleotides long. RefSeq lists its product as uncharacterized. The coding region runs from base 1 to 972 and encodes 323 amino acids. The transcript has 11 exons. The record is from RefSeq and is a predicted model, not a curated record. Lineage: Eukaryota; Fungi; Basidiomycota; Agaricomycetes; Boletales; Suillaceae.